AUGAAUGUUAAAGAGAAAUCAGGCCCUUGUGAAGUUAAAUCUACGAAAACAAAAGUAACCCAGUCGGCAUCAAUAUCGCCCAGUCGUAUCAGUGCCUCACCCUUACCGCCGUGCAAUUCUUCAUCUUCCUCAUUCUAUCGAGAAAGCUUGUCUACAGAUACUUCAUUAAAGAUGAGCAAGGAAAAUAUUCACACUAGCAUUGACAUUAUUGGACAUGUCGACUCCAGCAAGUCUACAACCACCUACAAGCUGGGAGGUAUCAAGAAGGAAGCCUUCAACUUAAUCGAUAAGGAUGGCUACAGUUGCAUCACAACAAAGGAACUUGGAACAAUUAUGAAAUUGAUUGGGCAAAAUAGAACUGAAGUUGAACUUCAGGAUAUGAUCAAUGAAUUAGAAGUAGAAGGUAAUGGAACCAUCGAUUUCCCAGAAUUUCUAAACCUGUUAACAAGGAAGAUGAACACUCAAAGGGGUGCAAUAUUCACAUAG
This is a messenger RNA of Lactuca sativa (garden lettuce), 486 nucleotides long. The record is from RefSeq and is a predicted model, not a curated record. Lineage: Eukaryota; Viridiplantae; Streptophyta; Magnoliopsida; Asterales; Asteraceae.